AUGGAGGAUAGUCAUACUCAAUCAUCAGCGGCUCGCCGGCGCAGACCAGCACUAUCGUGUACAAUAUGCCGGCGCCGAAAAUUGAAGUGUGACCGAUCGCUUCCCUGCGGACAGUGCGUGAAGUCCAAAACGCCUGAUCUAUGUCUCUUUUCCGCACCCAAGCCAUCUCAGAGUGCAGCUUCUGGGUCAACGAUGGAAAGCUCGCCAUCAGACCAUAGGCACGUGCCGAGUGACGGUGCCAGUUCUGGAGGAAGCGGGCUUUACGUUUUUGACUCGAGGAAUCGCGUAACCAAACCCCGGGGACGGCCGGACGAGCUCCACGAGCUGCGAAAUCGUGUGCAGAUGUUGGAACAGGCGCUUGUCAGAGGGGGCUCGACACAACCCCCAGAAGUCUCUGGAUAUGACUGCAUUCCGGAGUUUCCAAUUAGGACGGCUGCAGAUGGGAUCUCGGAUCAAGUGAUGAACCUGUCUGGCAGAGCGUGCUUCCGCGGUAGGAAUGGUAGGACGCGUUAUCGCGGACGCUCUACUGGAGAGCUAACAAUCACUUUUUUGAGAUCCCGGGAAAUACAGGACCAGGAACGCGUUAAGCAAGGGACACCGUCCUCGCUUAAAGAUAUGCUUCCGCCUCGGAAUAUUGCGGAUGAACUACUAAAUCUAUAUCUAUCGACCUUCGAGACUACCUAUCGCAUCCUACACAUACCCAGCUUUCUUAAAGAAUACGAGGCAUACUGGGCUUCAUCUGAGACACCUGACACCAUUUUCAUUGCUAAGCUCUUGGCCCUGAUGGCUGCAGGCAGCUGUUUUAUUAGCUCUUCGACCACAGUUAACGGAAAAGACACCCUGCAUGAUGUUGCUGUGGGUUGGGUCCUCGGUGUCCAAUCUUGGAUCGGAUCCCUUUUCGUGAGCGCAACGGCAAAAUUUGACAUCUUGCAGAUACAGUGUCUUUUGAUGAUUGCGCGCCAGUCGCUGGCCGUUGAUGGGGAUGUUGUGUGGCUCAGCUCGGGCUCUCUCAUCCAUUCAGCUACCAUAAUGGGGAUGCACAGGGAUCCCACACGGUUUAGCAAAAUGACCCCCUUCUGGGCAGAGAUGCGUCGUCGGUUAUGGGCUACUAUCUUGGAGCUCGACCUGCAAGCAUCUAUAGAUGUCGGCAUCCCACCAUCAAUUGACACAGACCAAUAUGACUGUGAUAUGCCGUCGAACUUGGAUGAUUCGGAUUUAACAGAAGAUAUGUUAGAGACCCCAAUGGGAAAAGAGAAAGCAAUUUCGACCCAGUGCAGUUUUCAAACCAUGCUCGCUCGCUCGUUCCGGUUGCGGGUGCGCAUCGCCAAGGCCGUGAAUAGCUUGAGGUUUACAUUGCCAUAUGAUGAAGCGCUGGCACUUAGUGAGGAGCUUGUACGGUUCAUGAACGAGGCUCUGGUUCCCUUUCUUACCCCGGUUGCCGACGGAAUUCCAUCCUUUUCCAGGUCAUUUAUGUUAUUUCUAAUGAAAAGAUCCCUUCUCCUUCUGCAUCGGCCUUUUUCACUAAGUAUAUCCAUGUCGCCCAAAUACUCCUACUCACGCAAAGUCUGCCUGGAGUCGGCCCUGGAAAUGCUUACACAAUUUGAAACCCAAAUUCCUGACUUUCAGUCAUCUCGGACCCCUUGCCUAGGGCAUAUCGGCGGUGGCAUGUUCCGUGAUGAGUGCGUACAUGCUGCUAUUGUCAUUUGUGUGGAGAUAUCUCUACAGGUUACCGAAUCAGGCUCAAACUCAGCACCCUCAACUCAAGGUGGCUCUCUAAAUGACAUUGUGCGAUCACAACGAGAAGUCCUGUUGCGUGUACUUGAACGGACUCGGGACAACUUUCGCAGUCGAAUAUCUCCAAAAGGAAGUGGAUGCAAAGCUUUCGUGUUCAUGAGUAUGGCCCUAGCCUCUGUGAAGGCUCGACUGAACGGGGAAGAUCCUCUGAAAAAAAUCGAACGAGAUGCAUUACAGACAGUGCAAAUUUGCCAUCGAGUUAUCGGAGGCUUGUCUAAUGAGGGAUUACAAGUGCGGCCCGAGGGCGAAUUAUCUGAUGUCGGACCGUCUGCCAUACACACACCAGACUUCGCGUCUUCCACUUCUGAAAUAUCGUUUGACCCUCUCUCAAUGCUGACCAACAACGCCGCUGAUUUUUCGCCACUCGACUUCAACAGCAUGUUUGAUACGUCUUACUAUAGGAUGCCCGACCUUUGGGAUCCAGACUUUCUUGCAUUGGCCGAGUGA
Messenger RNA from Aspergillus versicolor CBS 583.65, 2241 nucleotides. RefSeq names its product putative C6 transcription factor. Gene Ontology annotation, biological process: DNA-templated transcription; regulation of transcription by RNA polymerase II. The record is from RefSeq and is a predicted model, not a curated record. The transcript has 2 exons. Gene Ontology annotation, cellular component: nucleus. NCBI's taxonomy places the organism in Eukaryota, Fungi, Ascomycota, Eurotiomycetes, Eurotiales, Aspergillaceae. Gene Ontology annotation, molecular function: DNA-binding transcription activator activity, RNA polymerase II-specific; RNA polymerase II cis-regulatory region sequence-specific DNA binding; zinc ion binding. Bases 1 to 2241 code for a protein of 746 amino acids.